AUGUCGAACAAACAGGGCAAGAUGGCUGGUUACAUCAACUACCGUAUGAGGGUUACCUUGAACGAUGGCCGCCAAAUGACGGGACAGAUGCUUGCAUUUGACAAGCACAUGAACCUCGUCCUCGCCGAUACCGAAGAGUUCCGACGCGUCAAGAUCAGGCAGAACAAGCCUGCCGCUCCUGGCGCUAGCUCCAGCUCAGGCCAAACGAUUGAGAAGGAGGAGAAGCGGACCCUGGGCUUGACGAUUGUCCGCGGCGCACAUAUCGUCUCUCUUUCAGUCGAAUCAGAGCCUCCUGCAGACCCCAGCGCGCGACUUGGAAAGAGUGCGCCGGGCGGGAUUUCGGCCGGUCUCACCGCUGGUCCUGGUGUUGCGCGACCGGCCGGCCGCGGCGCUGCCCCGGCUCCCCCAUCACUGGCCGGCCCUGCUGCCGGUGUUGGAGGCGGUGCUCCUCCCGGAUUCCCUGGCUUCCCCGGUGCCCCGCCUUUCGGCGGACGUGGAGCUCCUCCCCCGGGGUUCCCCGGCGCGUUCCCGCCCCCAGGCUUCCCUCAAAACGCUCCCUUCCCUCCUCCUGGUUUCAACCCCGGCCCUCCUGGUGGAACCCCGGGCUUCAACCCUCCCCCGCGAAGAUAG
Molecule: messenger RNA, 630 nt
Organism: Colletotrichum orchidophilum
Lineage: Eukaryota; Fungi; Ascomycota; Sordariomycetes; Glomerellales; Glomerellaceae
Product: LSM domain-containing protein
Exons: 6
Coding region: 1-630 (209 amino acids)
Biological process (GO): mRNA splicing, via spliceosome
Cellular component (GO): U2-type prespliceosome; U4/U6 x U5 tri-snRNP complex; catalytic step 2 spliceosome
Molecular function (GO): RNA binding
Source: RefSeq, a predicted model, not a curated record